AUGGCUGCCGCGUCGUUCAUCCAGCAAGGCAAGAAGAUUGUGGCCAUCGGCCGCAACUACGGCGAGCACGCCAAGGAGCUCAACAACGCCAUCCCGAAGGAACCGAUCAUCUUCCUCAAGCCUACGACGAGCUACCUCGCCUCCGGCGGGAACGUCGAGAUCCCCAACGGCGUCGUCGCGCACUACGAAGUCGAGCUCGGCGUCGUCGUCAGCAAGCGCGGCCGGAACAUCUCCGAGUCCGACGCAGAGAGCUACAUCGCCGGCUACGCGCUCGCGGUGGACAUGACGGCACGAAACGUGCAGGAGGAAAUCAAGGCCAAGCGUCUGCCCUGGACGAUUGCCAAGGGCUUCGACACCUUUACGCCCAUCAGCGCGUACGUGCCCAAGGACGCCGUGGCGGACGCCGCGAACCUCGGCCUGACUCUCAAGGUGAACGGGACAGUCCAGCAGGACGGGAACACCAAGGACAUGCUCUUCCCAGUCCCGCGCCUUAUCCAGCACAUCUCUACGAUCAUGACGCUCGAGGAAGGAGAUCUCAUCCUCACGGGCACGCCGUCCGGCGUCGGUCCUGUUGUUCCGGGCGACAAGGUCGCGUGCACCCUCACGGACAGCACGGGCAAGUUGCUGGCCACGCUCGACUUCAACGCCGUGCAGCGGGAGGGAGGCUAUCUUUACAAGCCUGAGUAG
Messenger RNA from Epithele typhae, 687 nucleotides. RefSeq lists its product as uncharacterized. The transcript has 7 exons. NCBI's taxonomy places the organism in Eukaryota, Fungi, Basidiomycota, Agaricomycetes, Polyporales, Epitheliaceae. The record is from RefSeq and is a predicted model, not a curated record. Gene Ontology annotation, molecular function: acetylpyruvate hydrolase activity. Gene Ontology annotation, cellular component: mitochondrion. The coding region runs from base 1 to 687 and encodes 228 amino acids.